AUGCCAGGUAACACUGCUAAUGCUGAACGUGGUUUCCAUAUUCAUGAAUUCGGUGAUGUCACUAACGGUUGUACUUCUGCUGGUCCACAUUUCAACCCUUUCAAAAAGACUCAUGGUGCUCCAUCUGCUGAAACUAGACAUGUUGGUGAUUUAGGUAACAUCAAGACUGAUGCCAAUGGUGUUUCCAAGGGUUCCAUGACCGAUAACUUGGUCAAAUUGAUUGGUCCAACCUCUAUUAUCGGUAGAUCUGUUGUUGUCCAUGCUGGUACCGAUGAUUUAGGUCAAGGUGGCAACGAAGAAUCCUUGAAAACUGGUAACGCUGGUGGUAGAGCUGCUUGUGGUGUUAUUGGUGUCACUUCAGCUUAA
This is a messenger RNA of Vanderwaltozyma polyspora DSM 70294, 366 nucleotides long. RefSeq lists its product as uncharacterized. Gene Ontology annotation, molecular function: superoxide dismutase activity; copper ion binding. The coding region runs from base 1 to 366 and encodes 121 amino acids. NCBI's taxonomy places the organism in Eukaryota, Fungi, Ascomycota, Saccharomycetes, Saccharomycetales, Saccharomycetaceae. The transcript has a single exon. Gene Ontology annotation, biological process: removal of superoxide radicals. The record is from RefSeq and is a predicted model, not a curated record.